Molecule: messenger RNA, 522 nt
Organism: Melampsora larici-populina 98AG31
Lineage: Eukaryota; Fungi; Basidiomycota; Pucciniomycetes; Pucciniales; Melampsoraceae
Exons: 3
Coding region: 1-522 (173 amino acids)
Source: RefSeq, a predicted model, not a curated record
AUGUUAUUUUCGACGGCAGUUGGACCCGGCCUGUCUGGAAAGGUCCACUCGAAGAGAUCUAUCUGGACUUUGCACUCCUUAGCAUUACACACUGGUGAAGAUUGGAACGCUGAUCCAAUUUCACAGGCACUCUGGAGUGGAGAACUCUCAUUUGAAUUGCCCAACCUCAAAUUCUUCACCUCAUCACACUGUCUUCCAGUAGGAUUCUUAAGAGCCUUUCAAGCUUCAAAGAAUAUAUCCAAAAUUCACUUAUGUGAGACUCCUAUGUUGCAUGAACUAGACGUGACAACAUGGCUCCAGAGUGAAAUCUGGCCCAAGCUGACAAAGUUCAUCAUCUGGCAUUCAACAGCGUUUGAAUCCUCGGCUAGCGUACAUGGAUUGCUACAGUUGGCUACAGGAUAUGGAAUCAAGAUGCGCCUCAAUGGCCAUCUUAAUGAACUUUAUGAUGGCAGCAAGAAUCCUAAUAAGGACAAGGAUUGCGGUGAAAAACAUGACAAGAAACAUGAUGGAACAAAGUCGUGA